UUUAACUACGAACGUUACAACAUGAGCAAUAUUAAUGCAAACACUUUUUACGGUCAACGAGCAAUCAAGAGAAACAAGUCAUUCGGGAAACCAUCAUGGGUACAAGUAUCUCGAAAAAUGCCAUCGCACAUUCUAGGACCGCCAAAUUUUUGGAUGGAAUUUUACAAACAAGCAGAAGCCCUUGCCGUAGCUUUCAAGGAAAGUGAUGACUUUAAUAUGCUUUGUACUUUUGUCUAUCAAGGGGAGAAUGGAAACCGUAAAUUCGUGGUAGCUCAUCCCGAAAUGUAUUGGUGGCAUUACGAGCAUCGACCAGCGGAAGAAAGAUGUUCUUACGAGGUAAUUCCAGAGAAUUCACCUUGUCGGUUAUAUCUGGAUUUAGAAUUCUCGAUCGAAUUAAAUCCAGAAAGCGAUGGCCCUUGUAUGACAAAUACGAUAAUUGAUAUAUUUAAUGCGUAUUUGUGUAAACUUUGGGGUCUACCGUCCAAUGUAACUAACGUACUGAAUUUGGAUUCAAGUACUUCUGAAAAGUUUAGUAGGCAUAUCAUAUUUAAUAUAAAAGAUAUAGCAUUUAAGAACAAUUAUCAUGUCGGUAGAUUGGUAAAAUCUAUAUGCAAAGAUAUUUUUAAUUAUAUUUCGUCCAAGGAAGAGCAGCACGACGUUCUAAGCUCUUUCGAUAAAACAAAACUUGAACAGUUAUUCGUUGAAACUAAAAGAGAUAAAAAAUUAUUUAUCGAUACCAAUGUUUAUACCAAAAACAGACACUUUAGAAUAUAUAAAUCCACCAAGUGGGGAAAGCAAUCUAAUUUGAUAGUUUCCAAAGAUUGUAAAUAUAUUCAUUCUACCGUGUACAAUGACAAAGAGUUAAAUAUAUUUUUGGAUUCGUUGAUAUCUUAUUUUACCGCCAUGAAAGGUAUGAUAUUACUUGAAUAUUUUCAAAAUGGCACGAUAGAAGCAAAGUCUUUUAAAAAAGUAGUGCGACAAUACAAUUAUCCUAAUCACAAUAAUUGUAGCUCAAAAUAUUUGAUACUAGAUAAAUAUAUUAGCGACCUAAUACAUCCUGGGAAAGUACGUCUAUGUAAAUAUUUUUCUUUAGCGCAAGUUUUAAUGUACGAAACAUACGGAUACAGAUAUUGCGAAAAUAUUGGUAGAUGUCAUAAGAGCAACAAUGUUUCUUUGAUUGUAAAUUUGACUAGUAAAACGGUAUAUCAAAAAUGUCACGACGAGGAUUGUUUUGGUUUUAAGUCUGAACCAAAACAAUUACCGGAGGAAGUUUGUUUCGAUAUUGACGAAGACGGGGACACGUUUAUAAGAUGUGCUACUAUAACAGAGGACGUAUAGUGCGGGAAACACGCUUUGUGUCAAAGUUUUUUUAUUAAGGUAGAAAUCACAUAGACACAGUUUAGAUUAGGAACACACAGACGGGAGUAAAUUUCUAAUAAAUGCAUGAUUUCAGGUACACCAAUAUUGCUUUCUAUCUAUAAUAUCGUUCGAC
Molecule: messenger RNA, 1492 nt
Organism: Colletes gigas
Lineage: Eukaryota; Metazoa; Arthropoda; Insecta; Hymenoptera; Colletidae
Product: DNA-directed primase/polymerase protein-like
Exons: 3
Coding region: 22-1338 (438 amino acids)
Biological process (GO): error-prone translesion synthesis; response to UV; mitochondrial DNA replication
Cellular component (GO): nucleus; mitochondrial matrix
Molecular function (GO): DNA-directed DNA polymerase activity; chromatin binding
Source: RefSeq, a predicted model, not a curated record